Messenger RNA from Ornithorhynchus anatinus (platypus), 6296 nucleotides. It is a transcript of the gene LAMA4, whose product is annotated as laminin subunit alpha 4. Bases 393 to 5852 code for a protein of 1819 amino acids. Gene Ontology annotation, molecular function: signaling receptor binding. The transcript has 38 exons. NCBI's taxonomy places the organism in Eukaryota, Metazoa, Chordata, Mammalia, Monotremata, Ornithorhynchidae. Gene Ontology annotation, biological process: cell adhesion; regulation of embryonic development; regulation of cell adhesion. The record is from RefSeq and is a predicted model, not a curated record.
GGGAUGUGAUUAUGUGAAGGAAGCCAGAGCCAAGAUUGAGAGUCAGUCUGUAUCCUGACGGAGCGAAGAUAAGAAGGCUGGGGAGACUGAACCUUCCUGGAAUACAAUCUGCAUUUUGACACUCUCUGUUUAGGCACUGCCCAUCUGUAUGUAUUCAGGCGGAGCCUCUAGGGAAAAGAAGAACCAGUGAGAGAGACAGAGCAAGCAAAAGAAAAUCUCUUUUUGUAUGGGGCUGGAUAAACUGCUUGGAAGUGCCACAUCUGGAAACUGCGAACCGAGAGAAAGUUAAAAUAACUGAGGCAGCACUAAACCAAGGGGGGUGCUGACUGAAGAGGGUAAACAAUCACUAGGAAUCUAGAAGAAACGAUCACCGCUGGAUGUAAGGGAGAGCAAUGGCUUUGAUGUCAAUCUGGUGGCCGGUCAUUCCUUUACUACUUUUAAGAUGCUUCUCCUCCUCGGGCAAGCCUUCAAUGGAGGGUAGCGCUUUUCAUUUUGACGUUGAAGGAAACUCAGUGGCCAGCAAUCAAGAUUCCACUGGAACCAGAGGACAGCAGUCGCCACUAGCUUCGAAAUGUGAAACUGGAUAUUUUUAUUCCGCAUCUGGAGAAUGUUUGCCCUGCAACUGUAACGGGAACUCGGAUGGUUGCCUGGAUGGUUCCGGAAUCUGUGUGGGCUGCCAGAGGAACACCACUGGAGAGCACUGUGAAAAAUGCGUGGAUGGCUUCUUUGGGGAUGUCGUUCGAGGAGCGCCAACCGGGUGCCAACCUUGCCCCUGCCCUCUGCCCUACCUUGCCAAUUUUGCAGACUCCUGCUACAAGAAAAGUGGUGCGGUGCGUUGUGUCUGUAAAGAAGAGUAUGCGGGCCCCAACUGUGAAAGGUGUGCCCCUGGUUACUAUGGAAACCCCUUACUGGUAGGAAGUACCUGCAGAAAAUGCGACUGCAGCGGAAAUUCAGACCCCAACCUGAUCUUCGAGGACUGCGAUGAAGUCACGGGGGAGUGUCGCAGCUGUUUCCGCAACACCACGGGAUUCAAAUGCGAGCGCUGCGCCCCCGGUUAUUAUGGAGAUGCCCGGGUAGCCAAGAACUGUACAGUGUGUGACUGCAGAGGAGGCCCUUGUGACAGUCAAACAGGAGAAUGUCUGGCAGAAAACCUCAAAGAUCCUACGGGCACCGACUGCCCAGCGUUAAACUGCGACAAAUGUAUCUGGGAUCUGACAGACGACCUCCGGUUAGCGGGACUGUCUAUCGAUGACAGCAAAUCGAACGUCUUGACCGUCUCCUCCGGGGUCGCUGCUCACCGGCACGUGAAUGAAAUCAACUCCACUAUUUCCUCCCUCAAAACAAAGCUGUCGGAAAGAGAGAACCGUUACAUCCUAAGAAAGAUACAGGUCGGCAGUGCUGAGAAUACAAUGAAAAUUCUGCUCUCGGAUAUGGAGGAACUUACUGAAAAGGGAAGCCAAGCCUCAACGAAGGGGCAACUGGUCCACAAGGAAACUGUGGUGACCAAAAGCCGGGCGACCCUGCUUGUAGAACGAGCCCGUGACAUGGCCGAUGAAAUCCAAGAGAUCAACGACAAGCUGGCCUAUUACGGAAUCGAGCAGGACCUGAGCUCCGAGGACAUCGCCACGAAGCUGAUGUUGGCCGAAGAGAUGCUGGAAGAGAUCCGCCUGCGCAAACCCUUCCUCUCUCAACGGGAGCUCGUGGACGAGGAGGCUGACGAAUCGCAAGAUUUGUUAGAGCAAGCUGAGAAUUGGAAAGCAUUGUACAAUGACACCAGAUCUCUACUUCCCAUCGUCGUGGAGCAGCUGGAUGACUAUAAUGCCAAGUUGACAGACCUGCAGGAGUCACUGGACCAGGCCCUGGACCACGUCAGAGAUGCGGAGGACGCAAACAGAGCCACCGCUGCCAAGCUACGGGAGAAAGAGAAGCAGCAUGAAAAAGUAUUAGAACAAAUGGAACUUGUCAAUAGCUCUCUGAGAGCAUCCUCCGACUCUCUGGAAAACCCACGUGUGACCAUUUCAGAGCUCGGUGAUGUGAUAAAGAAUGCAUCAGGAAUCUAUGCGGAAAUAGAUGGAGCCAAAGCAGAAUUACAAGAAAAACUGGGCAAUUUAUCUAACCUCAAUGAGGAUUUGGUUCAACGGGCUAUGGAGCAUGCCAAGGACCUUCAAGGUCAUGCUGAUGAACUGAGAAGGAAUUUGCACGGUGCUGAUGCCAGCGGGCUCGUACAGAAGGCACUGGCCGCAUCAAAUGUGUAUGAAAAUAUCGCAAAUUUUGUCGAUGAAGCAAAUGAAACGGCUACCCUGGCACUGAACAUUACGGACCGAGUUAAUGACGCCGUAGUUGGGAUCGACACUCAGAUCAUUUACCACAGAGACGAAAGCGAAAAUCUUCUCAAUCAAGCCAGAGAACUGCAAGAGGCGGCUGAUUCAAGUAAUGACCCGGCGGUAGCCGACACCAGUCGGCGUGUGAGUGGAGCGCUGUCCAGAAAGGAUGCCCUGAAGGACAGGUUAACAGAUGCCAUUAAGAAGCUGCAAGCAACAGAGAGAGGCGAUGCCGAGCAACGCCUGGAACAGUCCAGGCUGAUCACGGAAGAAGCCGAAAAGAGGACCUCGGGAGUUGACCGAGCUACGGAGCCCAUGGCGACGAAUCUCCACACCUGGUCUCAGAGCCUUCGGGACUUCGACUCCUCCGCCUACGACACGGUGGUGGACUCUGCUAGAGAUGCAGUGAAAAACCUGACCGAAGUCGUCCCCCAGCUCCUGGAUCAACUGCGAACAGUAGAGCAGAAGCGACCGGCAAGCAACGUUUCCGCCAGCAUUCAGCGGAUCAGGGAGCUGAUCGCGCAGACCAGGAGCGUUGCCAGCAAGAUUCAGGUCUCCAUGACGUUCGACGGUGAGUCGGCCGUCCAAGUCAAUCCCAAGACGCACGUGGACGACUUGAAGGCCUUCACCUCGAUGAGCCUGUACGCGAAGCCUCCGGCGAAGGGAGCAGAACCGAGCGGACCGUCCGAUCGAUUCAUCCUGUAUCUCGGAAGCCGAAACGGAAAAAGUGACUACAUGGGACUCGCGAUUAAAAAUGACAACCUGGUGUACAUUUACAACCUGGGCCACAAAGAUGUGGAGAUUCCGCUCGACUCCAAACCGUUCAGCUCGUGGCCCGCGUAUUUCAGUAGCAUCAAGAUAGAAAGAGUCGGUAAACACGGAAAGGUAUUUUUAACCGUGCCAAGUCUCAGUAGCACGGCGGAAGAGAAGUUCAUCAAGAAGGGCGAGGUUUCCGGUGACGACUCCCUGCUGGAUCUGAAGCCCGAAGAUACUGUCUUCUACGUUGGGGGAGUGCCUCCGAAUUUUAAGCUCCCUCCCAGCCUGAACCUGCCGGGUUUCGUCGGCUGCCUGGAGUUGGCCGCCCUGAAUGAUGACGUGAUCAGCUUGUACAAUUUCAAGCACAUCUUCAACUUGGAUCCUAUAAAGGCGACACCCUGUGCCAGAGAUAAACUGGCCUUCACGCAAAGUCGGGCUGCAAGUUACUUUUUUGACGGCUCCAGCUACGCGGUGGUGAGGGAUAUCACGAGGAGGGGAAAGUUUGGCCAAGUGACCCGCUUCGACAUAGAAGUCAGAACCCCAACGGACAACGGACUUGUGCUACUGAUGGUCAACGGAACCGCGUUCUUCAGCUUGGAAAUGCGCAACGGAUUUCUGCACGUAUUUUACGACUUCGGAUUCAGCAGCGGCCCGGUACAUCUGGAAGACUCUCUAAAGAAAGCCCCAAUUAACGACGCAAAAUACCAUGAGAUUUCUGUCAUUUACCAUAAUGAUAAAAAGAUGAUCUUAGUGGUGGACAGGCGCCACGUGAAGAGCGUGGAUAACGAAAAGAUGAAAAUCCCUUUCACGGAUAUGUACAUCGGAGGCGCUCCUUCAGACAUUUUGCGAUCCAGAACAUUGCGAGCGCACCUCCCGUUAGAUAUCAACUUCAGAGGGUGCAUGAGGGGUUUCCAGUUUCAGAAGAAAGAUUUCAAUUUGCUGGAGCAGCCUGAGACUCUGGGGAUUGGUUACGGAUGCCCGGAGGAGACCCUCAUGUCCCGCAAAGCGUAUUUCAACGGACAGAGCUUCAUCGCUUCAAGCCUGAAGAUAUCUUUCUUCGAUGGCUUUGAGGGAGGCUUUAAUUUCCGGACCUUACAGCCCAACGGACUGCUGUUCUAUUACGCUUCGGGGUCGGAUGUGUUCUCUCUUUCCCUGGAUAAGGGUUCUGUGGUACUAAGUGUAAAAGGAAUAAAGGUUCAAUCAACAGAUAAACAGUACAAUGACGGUCAGCCCCAUUUCAUCAUUACAUCCGUCUCACCGACGAGAUAUGAACUGAUCGUGGAUAAAGACAAACUUGGAAAAAAGAAUCCAGCCAAAGGAAAAGCAGAGCCGGCUUCGGGGAGCGAAAGCAGGUUUUACUUCGGCGGCUCACCAGUCAGUCCUCAGUUUGCUAAUUUCACUGGAUGUAUAAGCGAUGCCUAUUUUUCCAGGCUGGACAGAGACGUGGAAGUCGAGGAUUUCCAGCGGUAUCCUGAGAAGGUUCACACUUCCCUUUAUGACUGUCCCAUCGAGUCCCCCCCGGUCUCCCUCCUGCACAAAAAGGAGAAAAAUUCCUCCAGACCUAAAUACAAGCAAAACGUAAAGGGAGGAAAGAAUAAGGAAUCCCUUUCCCGCUUUCCAACUGGACCGAAAUCUCUAGAGCAAGACGCUCCGAGGGAGUCUUACUGCCGCCUGUCCAAGAGCCCCCAGGCGAUUGCACACGCUUACCAAUACGGAGGGACAGCCAACAGUCGCCAGGAGUUUGAAUAUUUGAAAGGAGAUUUUGGAAAAAGAUCUCAGUUCUCCCUCCGCCUGAAAACUCGCUCCUCCCAUGGAAUGAUCUUCUACGUCUCCGAUGAAGAGGAGAAUGAUUUCAUGACCCUUUUUGUGGCUCACGGUCGGCUGGUGUUCGUGUUUAACGUCGGCCACCGGAAAGUAAAGCUCAGAUCCCAGGAAAAGUACAAUGACGGGCUGUGGCACGACGUGAUAUUUGUACGGGGAGUGAACAGUGGUCGUCUGACAAUUGAUGGCCUGCGUGUCUUAGAAGAAAGUGUCCCUGUUCCUGCCUCUGCCAUCGACUGGAAAAUCAGGAGUCCUAUUUUCCUGGGGGGCGUGGCUCCUGGAAGAGCAGUGAAGAAUGUCCAGAUAAACUCAGUUUACAGUUUUAGCGGUUGUCUCAGCGAUCUGCAGCUUAACGGGACCUCGGUUACUUCUGCUUCUCAGACGUUCAGCGUGACUCCCUGUUUUGAAGGCCCUAUGGAAACUGGAACUUAUUUUUCAGUAGAAGGGGGUUAUGUGGUUCUAGAUGAAUCAUUCAACAUUGGCUUGACGUUCGAAAUAGCUUUUGAAGUUCGUCCCAGAAGCAAUUCAGGAAUCCUGUUUCAUGGACACAGUGUAAAUGGAGAAUAUCUCAACGUUCACAUAAAACAAGGACAGGUUAUAGUGAAAGUUAACAAUGGCGUCAAAGACUUCUCCACCUCAGUGACCCCAAAACAGAGUCUCUGUGACGGCCGGUGGCAUAGGAUCACAGUUAUUCGACGCUUAAAUGUGGUGCAGUUAGACGUCGACUCUGAAGUUAACCACGUGGUCGGACCAAUAAAUCCCAAACCCACUGACCAGAGAGAGCCUGUGUUUGUUGGAGGUGUUCCGGAAUCCCUACUGACGCCUAGCCUGGCUUCGGGCAAGCCCUUCACCGGUUGCAUCCGCCACUUCGUGAUCGACGAACGGCCGGUGAGCUUCAGUAAGGCGGCCCUGGUCAGCGGUGCGGUGAGCAUCAAUUCUUGUCCGGUAGCUUGACAGCAGUUCAGCGCUCCAGCCGAACUGCAGAGUUCUUUCGCGCACUGAAGAAAAUUAAAUUCGCCUAGCCGGGAGAACCCGCGUCUUCUCCUCUUGCCGGAACCUACCGAGCCACGAAGGCCCGAGCGGAAUCGUUUUUAUUUAGGAAGCCUUCCCCGAGCAUUCGCCGUCGGCUCGCAAAUGUGGAAACGAAAAGAAAUAAAAAGGAGGCUAAAGUAACGUGCAUUGACCGUACGUUUAUACGAUGGAGAGGUCUUGGAUUCCUCUAAUAAAAUCCAAAGUUUGCUUUUAAAUAAACAUUGGCACUUUCGAAGCGUGGAUAGACGAUCUUAAUCGCUGCAGUCCCCUUCCCCUCCUAAGCAUUAUAUGCCCUAAGCUACUUUUGUUUACCUCGAAGAGAUCUGCUAAGCUGCAUUAAAGAAUAAACGUACACGAUAGAUCGUU